This is a messenger RNA of Rhinichthys klamathensis goyatoka, 2888 nucleotides long. RefSeq names its product taste receptor type 1 member 3-like. Bases 210 to 2753 code for a protein of 847 amino acids. Lineage: Eukaryota; Metazoa; Chordata; Actinopteri; Cypriniformes; Leuciscidae. Gene Ontology annotation, molecular function: G protein-coupled receptor activity. Gene Ontology annotation, cellular component: membrane. Gene Ontology annotation, biological process: G protein-coupled receptor signaling pathway; sensory perception of sweet taste; sensory perception of umami taste. The transcript is spliced from 9 exons. The record is from RefSeq and is a predicted model, not a curated record.
AGGUGAGACCAGAACAUUUCCAAGUGAAGCCGGAAUGAACCUUGAUUUUGACCCUUGCAGGCAAAGCACCUGCAAGCUGAUCACAGAAGUAUGGGGUGGUGCAUAUUACUCACUCACGUGUUGUCAGUUGACCAUCUUACAAUCAUAAUCUCUCGCCACUGAGAGAAUCACAACACAUCUAAACAAGAAGAGCCUAAGCAAUACUUCCAAUGAGAAUGGCUAAGGAGUGGACACUUCUGGUGCUCUGUGGCAUUCUGGGGUCUGGACUCAGCAAGAAUCCAUCAUGGUUUGAGAACAUCUCAACAAAUCUUUUCAAAUCCCCUGGAGAUAUUCUGAUAGGAGGACUUUUCCCCAUAAACGAACUCACAAGCGAACUGAGCCAACGGGUGAAGCCUGACGAUAUUGAGUGCAACAGUAUAAGCACCUUUGGUCUGUCUCUUUCAUUGGUGAUGAAGUUCUCUGUGGAUUUGAUCAACUCUAUAAAGGAUCUUCUACCUGGAAUCACACUAGGAUUUGAGAGUUACGACACAUGCAUGCAACCAGCCGUUGUUAUAAGGCCUGUCCUCCAGCUUCUCACAAAGGAAUCAACAGAGGAAGUGGACAUCGCCUGUAACUACACUGACUACAAGACUCGUGUUAUAGCUAUCAUAGGCCCAAGCAACUCUGAGUUGGUCCCGAUCAUUGGCAAGCUGAUUGGGUUUUUUUUUAUGCCAUUGAUUAGCUAUGGUGCCACCAGCGACAUGUUCAGUGACAAAGAGACCUUCCCGUCCUUCAUGCGCACAGUUCCCAGUGACCGCUGGCAGGUUGAGGCCAUGGUGCAGCUUCUGAAAGAGUUUGGGUGGAACUGGGUGUCAGUAAUAGGUAGUGACGAUGAAUACGGACAGAAGGGUCAGCAGCAGUUUUCCAGCAUGGCCAAUAAGGAGUCCAUCUGUGUGGCAUAUCAGGGUUUGAUUCCUGUAUACAGUGAUCCAAAGCCAAUGAUAAAAGAGAUUCUCAAUCGUAUUGUGGACGUCAAAGUGGGAGUGGUGGUUGUUUUCUCUCUCCCCAAGCCAACCAGAGACUUCUUCAUAGAGGUAAUCAAACGAAACAUAACAGCCGUUUGGGUGGCAAGCACUGCAUGGUCUCUGAACGAUGGUGUAUCCACCCUGCCCGGCAUCAAUUCAAUAGGCACAGUGCUGGCGUUUGCAGACAUCACCAAACCUAUUGACCUCUUCACUCCCUAUAUCCGUGAGCUCUUCAAAAAAAUGGAGGAGACACAAAUCCCCCAGGAGCCUGAUACAGAAAUCUCCCCUCUGGACAACCCUUGCCCAAGCUGCAGCUCCCUAAACCAAGCCAACGUGAGCAUGGUAGAGGUAAAACUUGUGCAGCGGACAGUUUUCAGUGUGUAUACUGCCAUCUACUGUGUUGCAUACGCGCUGCAUGACUUGCUUGGAUGUAAUGCCACCCGCUGUGCUCUAAAUCCCAAGACUGACAAAGUUUAUCCAUGGCAGCUGUUAAAGAAACUACAAAAAGUUUCUGUAGAUCUAGAUGGAGUCCAUUUUAAGUUUGAUAAAGAGGGUAAUCCAAACUUUGGCUACGAUGUUAUGCAAUGGAUCUUUAAUGGCACCACUGUGAGCUUUGAUGGAAUUGGAUACUUUUAUCAGAACCUCACAAUUGAUGAAGAAGAUAUAAAAUGGCACACGAAAAACGGAAAGGUGCCAAUGUCCACUUGCUCCUCAGACUGUGGGAUAGGACAAGUGCGCAGAGUUAAAGGCUUUCACUCCUGCUGUUUCGACUGCAUUGACUGUAAGGAGGGAACGUUCCUAAACAGCACAGAUGACAUCCAGUGUAGACCAUGUCCCAAUGGCCAGUGGUCCACCCUACGAAGCACAAGCUGUGUCUAUCCCAUCUAUACUUACCUGGCCUGGAGCAACUAUGAGUCAAUUGGACUCAUUCUGGGAGGAAUUUUGGUGCUAGCAUUACAUGUAUUGGUAGGGGUUGUAUUUUUCAAGCACAGAGGAACUCCACUGGUGAAAACUGCAGGUGGACCGUUGAGUGGCCUUGCUCUGUUGAGCCUAGCGGGAGAAUGUAUAAGCCUGGUGCUGUUCCUGGGUCAGCCGGGAGAUGUCGUGUGCCGUCUGCAGCAGCCACUAAACGCCUUUUUUCCCACUGUGGCUCUCUCUGUCAUUCUGACCAUUUCCCUUCAGAUUGUGUGCAUCACAGAGUUCCCUGAAAAGUCUCCCGAUCACCUGGAGAACCUACAAGGACGAGGAAGCUGGUUUGUGAUUCUGGGAUGUUGCGGGCUCCAAGCGGGACUGUGCGGUUGGUACGCCCGAGAAGGUCCCUCCCUGACCCAAUACGUGGCCAGUUUGGAGGUGAACUAUGUGAAAACUUUUUUGCGUUGCCCAGUGGAGCCCAUGUUAAACUUCGGCUUGAUGCUCGGAUUCAAUGUUCUUCUGGCACUUAUGUCAUUUAUGUCCACCUUCAUGGCUCUAAAGCCGCCAGGACAGUAUAACCUGGCCAGAGAUGUCACCAUCUCAUCCUUGAUUUACUGUGUAAUGUGGGUGAUGUUCAUCCCCAUCUACACAAGUCUAAGUGAUAAAGAAAAGACUAUUGCUCAAUUAGGAGUAAGUUUACUUAGUAACAUUGGGCUGGUAGCAGCCUAUUUUUUCCCUAAAUGCCACCUGUUGGUCAAACACCCAGAACUCAACACAGACGAUCACUUUCGUACGUUUUUAGAAGGGGUCCCACCAGCACCACCUGAAGAAAGCUAAAAACAAUUGCUAAAUUAUUAUUAAUAUUAUUAUUAUUAUUGGGCUCUAUGGUAUACCUGAUUACGAUUGGUCAAUCGCUGUAGUUUGUGGUCAAAUAUUUUUGUAUAAUGAUCCUUAUGACCCCUUUCUUUCUUA